Molecule: messenger RNA, 1620 nt
Organism: Fonsecaea monophora
Lineage: Eukaryota; Fungi; Ascomycota; Eurotiomycetes; Chaetothyriales; Herpotrichiellaceae
Exons: 5
Coding region: 1-1620 (539 amino acids)
Biological process (GO): DNA repair
Molecular function (GO): protein-N-terminal-alanine acetyltransferase activity; protein N-terminal-serine acetyltransferase activity
Source: RefSeq, a predicted model, not a curated record
AUGGUGACAACUCGGGCCAAGGAUAGAGCCCAAGUUCAAGAGGCUGGGGCCGUCGACGAGAAGAAAACAGGUACCAAGAGACCACGCGACGAGGCUCUCAAGGCGAAAUCCACUGAGCCAAAAACGAAACAACGAAGGAAGGACCAAGUCGCAAAGGCAGAUGAGGACAACACCAAGGAUGCACGCAAUGACAGUUCAAUAGAUGACAAAAAGUCGACCCCGAGAUCAAAGGGAAGGCCCAAGAAAAUCAGCAGCCCGCAUAGUCAGAAGAUCGAGAGACUUCUCCAGCAUUUCAACGCCCUUCCUCUCUCCGACACCAACCUUGAACAGCCAGCCAAGGCAACUCCUGACACCGUUUUGGCACUGCUCUUGAAUGCCAUAUUGUCUUCAACCCGAGUGUCACAUAACAUUGCGGCAAAAACGACCGCCCUCGUCAUCAAGGCGGGAUAUCACAAGCUUGAGGUCCUGAAGAAGAGCAGCUGGGAGGAGAGGACCGAGGUGCUCACGGAGGGCGGAUACACGCACUAUCGGGAAAAGACGGCAACGUUUAUGGGACAGCUGGCGGAGCUGGUUGAGGAGAAGUACGACGGCGAUCUGAACAAUGUUGUGAAAACCGCAUCCCAGGAUCGGAACAAGAUCCGAGCGGAGCUUCAGAAGAUCAAGGGGAUCGGAGACGUCGGCAUCGACAUCUUCUUCACCACUGCGCAACACGUGUGGCCAUGCCUCGCGCCCUGGAUUGACCCAAGGUCUCUACAGACAGCCGAACACAUUGGACUCGGCACCGACGUGCAGGCGUUGUGGGAGGAGGUGGGCCUGAGCCCAGAGUUGAUGUGUCGGCUGGCAUGCGCUUUGAUGGAUAAAAUCGGUGCAGAAUCUGUCCAGCAGGCGAUUCCCACAGUGAAGCCGACAUCUGGAGUCAUGGCCGAGAAGACUUUCCACUAUGAGCAGCGACGCCUGGAGAACGAUCUCGUCGCCCUCGUGCCAUUCGAGCCUGGUGUCCACACGGCGCCUUUUGUCGAGAUGAUCAAGACCUACCCAGACAUGUUUACGUACAUUCCCUUUCCAGUCAUAAACGACGAGGCCGACUUCUUGAGAAAGGUAUACGAGGGUAUACACGCAUCCCCUGCAGACUGUCUGUUCGCAGUGAUGGACAAGGUCGUCUCCCCGGAGGCACUGGACACGAGCGCAAAGUUUGCCGGUGUUGUGUCCCUGACAGCCACGAACCCCGUCAAUGCCGUCACCGAGGUUGGUGCAAUGAUCUUUCCAGCGUUCCAGCGCACCCACGUCGCAACAAAUGCUAUAGGACUCCUCCUCUUCUGGACGCUCGAUCCACCCUCGACAGGCGGUUUAGGGCUGCGCCGCGUUAUAUGGCAAUCACAUGCAGGAAACGACGUAUCUCGAAGAGCUGCUUUGAGGAUCGGAUUCGAGUUUGAAGGGAUCGCGAGGUGGGAUCGCGUAUUUCCGCGUGGUAAGGUGGCCCUCUCGGCAGAAGCCCUUAGAUUGAGGAACGGCACGCAUGAAGAACAGCCCGGGAGGCACACCGCUGUCUAUUCGAUCGUAUGGGACGAAUGGGAGGACAAGCGACCCAAGAUUGCGGCGCAGAUGGAGAAGAGAAAAUGA